Molecule: messenger RNA, 447 nt
Organism: Dentiscutata heterogama
Lineage: Eukaryota; Fungi; Glomeromycota; Glomeromycetes; Diversisporales; Gigasporaceae
Source: the annotation of a GenBank genome assembly
AUGCAAAGUUUCUCUGGUAUGGUACUUACUUCAAAUCCAUCAACUGUUCCUGUGACUGUCACCACGGUUCUACGCUGCGCAGCAAAAAAAAAAGCUAAAUAUGGGGAAAUAUGGGGACUUGCGCGACAAGCGGCUCAGCUUGCAAUUGAUCAUAAUAAUCAUGCUGAAAUGGUCAAUGCGUUGGAAUCACCCAAAAUUCAAGCUAGCGAUGCUGAUACAAAAAGCGAUACUGACAAAGAAAGCGAUGCUGACAAAGAAAGCGAUGCUGACAUAGAAAGCGAUACUGACAAAGAAAAUGAUCCUGAAAGAAUUGAAAACCCACCUGUAUCACGUCACAGAGGACGUCCAGAAACAAAACGAUACAAAUCAUCAACCGAAAAAAAACCACGUGCGAAGUAUACUUGUCGUACAUGCGGUCAAUCAGGACAUAAUAGUGCAAGGUGUUAA